This is a messenger RNA of Sphaeroforma arctica JP610, 384 nucleotides long. RefSeq lists its product as hypothetical. The transcript has 3 exons. The coding region runs from base 1 to 384 and encodes 127 amino acids. The record is from RefSeq and is a predicted model, not a curated record. Lineage: Eukaryota; Ichthyosporea; Ichthyophonida.
AUGGCUGAUGUUUAUUUUGUUUCAGCGUUGCCAAUGCCCACAAUUACCAAUAUUGUACUCGUCUUCGUGCUUGCUGUCCUCAUCACGCCUGAGAAGCAAAUCAGUAUCCUAGCUUUUGUACAAAAGGAAACUUUCAUGUUCCUACCGUAUGUCCCGCGGGCAUUAGAAAGACAUGACUUCUAUUUGCCUACGCAAAUAUCACGGGCAUUGAACCCCGGUAGAGUGCAAAUGAUCCAACCCCUUAUGUACGAAAUGCUUACAGAAGAGAUUGAAAAGUUGGGCUCUAACGAAACUCUCAACGUUCACAAGUGGUCUUGCAGCAUCCUCGAAAGAUUUUCGAUGAAUUUUGUGUUUGGACUCGAUCAUGCGGAAGACAGUUGGUAA